AUGAUUACUGAGUUGUCUAUGGAGGUGGGUGAUGGCAGAAGGACUCUAUUCUGGGAAGAUGUCUGGUUACAAGGCGGUUCACUCAAGUUGAGGUUCCCGAGACUUUUCUCUAUUUCAAACCAGCAAGGAUCUGUCAUAGGGGAUUGCGGAUUUUGGGAUGAGUUAGAGUGGGUUUGGAAUUUCCAGUGGAGGCGAGGCCUAUAUCAAUGGGAGUUGAAAUUAUUGAAUAGGUUACAUGAGGCUUUAAGGCCUAUUAAACUAGCAAGUGAUAAGCAAGACAAGCUCGUGUGGAAGUAUGACAAGGAAGGAAUUUUUUCAACUAACUCUUUUGUGCAGGUGGUGCAAUCAGAGACUCUCCCAGAGGAUAUCACAAGCUUCAGCUUCACCAGAACCAUAUGGAAAGGUUUGGCGCCACCACGAGUGGAGUUAUUUAUUUGGUUUGUUCUGAUAGGAAGAGUAAAUACCAAAGAAAGACUACAUAGAUUUGGAAUACUUAGGCAUGGUGACAAUAUAUGUGUGUUUUGUAAAAGGGACGUCGAACAUAUUUACCACUUGUUCUUGGGAUGUGAGUUUAUUUGGCAGGUAUGGUGUCGAUGGCUUUCUGAUCUCGGGAGAGCGUGGUCUAUUCCGGGCUCACUAAAGGAACAUUUUGAGAGUUGGACAAGCGUCGUGAACAGAAAAGAGGAGCGGAAUCAAUGGCUGAGGUGCUUCUUUGCGGUCAUUUGGAAUAUGUGGCUUGAGAGGAACAGGCAUAUUUUUAAUUCCAACGAAGGUGGUUCAGAAGAGGUGUAUCAACGAUCCUUGACCAGUUAUGGAGAGUGGAGUAGUAGGAACUUUGUUGUUGUUGAUGGUAAUGCCGGAGAUGACAACAGGGGUAGUUGA
Messenger RNA from Arachis stenosperma, 882 nucleotides. RefSeq lists its product as uncharacterized. The transcript has a single exon. The record is from RefSeq and is a predicted model, not a curated record. The coding region runs from base 1 to 882 and encodes 293 amino acids. NCBI's taxonomy places the organism in Eukaryota, Viridiplantae, Streptophyta, Magnoliopsida, Fabales, Fabaceae.